This is a messenger RNA of Ilex paraguariensis (yerba mate), 2586 nucleotides long. NCBI's taxonomy places the organism in Eukaryota, Viridiplantae, Streptophyta, Magnoliopsida, Aquifoliales, Aquifoliaceae. The record is from the annotation of a GenBank genome assembly.
GUUUUUUAAUAUUUUUUUCAGUAAUAGAGCCCUGGUUAUAAAUUCGAGUGGGAGAGGGGGAGUGGGUUACACAAUACAUUGUUGGUCAAUAAUGACCAUGUAUCAUUGCGCGUAACCUUGUCCGAUCUGGAACACCUAUCGGUCCUCCUCUCCUAGAUGUAACAUUACUUGCGACCUCCAACCUAUUACGAGAGAGAAGAAAACAUGCAAAUCUUUCACUUCCUAUCCAGCUAUCCUAGUAAGUAGCAGUAAUUGAACACCAAUGAGACAGAUAUUAAAUUAAAAAGGGACUCAUAAUAAUGAAGUAAAUGACCACCGACUGGUUUCAUUUGAAUAGUACCCAGGCCAGAACCAGUUGCCCAAGUUAAAACCAGCCAUUACAUGGAGAGCCAUAAUCAGGUACUCUCGGACUCACUUGAUUAUCAGUGGUUGAACGCUUCUAUUACUCCUUUCCUUUGACUUUUCAGUCAAUGUGUCGUCAAAGAGCGAACAUUUCGUGUUACAGGAAGGAGCAUUGGCUAAAUGCGUCGGACAGUUGCGAUACUCAUAAUACCCAUUCAAUGAGUCAAACUAGAAACUUAACCAGAGUUAGACGCUGACCACAUGCUAUGGUUUUUUCGCCUUUUAGCUCCAGAUCUCUCUGGCGCUCUCUCUGUCUCUGUCCCUCUGCGCGAAGACGCGAUUCUCUCUCUCGAUUUAAACUCGGCAACAGCAAUGCCGUCGGCUAAGUCAAUCAUGCCUUUACUGUGUCUGCUCUGUGUUUUGUUGCUACGCAUCGAAGCUUCAGUUCACGACUACGCUGGAGACAGAUUCUUGAGCAAAGGCAAUGCUUUCGUAGUCCACGGAGGAAGUGAGGGAAUUUACUCUUCUGUCCCCAAUCAGAACGGAACUUCUAUCUCUUCAAAUGGCGAUGCUUUCAUACGAUUGGAAAAGAUUACAUUCCGGAGGCCCAAAGAAUUUUCAAACUUCAGUACAGGCUUGAUUUAUGUCAUUGUUUUUGAGGUGAAUGAUAGAGAGACAAUUGGGGGCUCGGCCUAUGGGGGCCAGAGAGCUGUAUGCUGCACAGCAGAUCUUGCAAAACUGGGUGUGUGUAGGCAAGGGGAACUUAUUCACCGUCAAUCUACCCAGAAUCCUGGUUGGCCCCAGGUAUUUGGUGCGUCAUUUGAUGUUGAUGAGCUAGCCUCAACAAUGCAACCCAGAUCAAUACAGAUUACAGGAACUGGAAUGUAUAAUCUGUAUUUCAUUCAUUGUAAUCCAAAUCUUAAGGACUUGGUUGUAGAGGGGAAAACUAUAUGGAAAAAUCCUACUGGUUACUUACCUGGUAGAAUGGCACCACUUCUGAACUUUUAUGGCUUCAUGUCUCUUGCUUUUGUGAUACUUGGAAUCUUCUGGUUCUCUCAGUAUGCAAGAUUCUGGAGAGAGAUUCUUCCAUUGCAAAACUGCAUUACACUAGUGAUAACGCUGGGCAUGUUUGAAAUGACCUUGUGGUAUUUUGAUUAUGCCGAAUUCAAUGAAACAGGAGUAAGGCCAACUGGGAUCACCAUAUGGGCAGUCACCUUCGGCACCGUGAAACGCACAGUUUCGCGUUUGAUUAUCCUAAUGGUUUCUAUGGGCUAUGGUGUUGUGCGACCUACCCUUGGUGGUCUUACAUCAAAGGUUCUUAUGCUUGGAGCAACCUUCUUUCUUGCAUCUGAAGUGCUUGAACUUGUAGAAAAUGUUGGAGCUAUAAGUGAUCUUUCAGGGAAGGGGAGACUGUUUUUAGUUCUUCCAGUGGCAAUCUUGGAUGCUUUCUUCAUUCUUUGGAUAUUUACAUCCCUCUCUGCAACUCUAAAUAAGCUUCAGGCUAGAAGGAUGAUGGCCAAGCUAGAUAUUUACAGGAAGUUCACAAAUGCAUUGGCAGUAGCUGUUAUUGUGUCUGUGGGCUGGAUAUGUUAUGAGCUGUAUUUCAAGUCAGCAGAUGUAUACAAUGAGCAGUGGCAGAAUGCGUGGAUCAUUCCUGCCUUCUGGCAAGUCUUGUCUUUCUCUCUCCUUUGUGUCAUCUGUGCUCUUUGGACGCCAUCUCAGAACUCAAUGCGAUAUGCGUACUCUGAUGAUACAAGUGAAGACUUUGACAAGGAUGAUACUUUGACAUUUAUAAAGCCAUCCCCUCAGGCUUCAAAGGAUGUACGAAGUGCUCCGGAAGUGAGACCAGGGCAUGGCGACAAUAGAUUGUCAAAUGGUGAUAUCGAGGAAGACAAGACACAGUAAUGUACACUGUUGAAUGUUUAAGUGGUUCUGUUGGAAGAAGCUCUGCGGCCUGGAUCAUUAUUGUUGAUCUAGUUUCUCUCUGAGCUUGUGUAGGAUUGUGAUGGUAGAACUGGGAAAAACUAAUUAUGGUAUAUGAGAAAGAAGGGUCCUACUAUAUUCUUCUUUGUUGUUCGUUUUUAUUCCUAUACCUUUGUUUUGAUUGGAAUUUAUAGCCUCCAGUACUAGCGGCUAGAAGGGAUAACAUUGCAUCCCUUUGUUUAUUUGCAACAAGAAUGGUUUUAUGAUUUGUCAUCGCCUGUAAUCUACUUUCCUUUUUCGAAAUACACCAGUUAAUGCCUG